Helicoverpa armigera (cotton bollworm) is the source of this 937-nucleotide messenger RNA. RefSeq names its product dysbindin protein homolog (gene Dysb). Gene Ontology annotation, cellular component: cytoplasm. The transcript is spliced from 3 exons. The coding region runs from base 75 to 830 and encodes 251 amino acids. Gene Ontology annotation, biological process: negative regulation of protein kinase activity. Lineage: Eukaryota; Metazoa; Arthropoda; Insecta; Lepidoptera; Noctuidae. The record is from RefSeq and is a predicted model, not a curated record.
ACCCUAAAGGGUCAAAGCAAAGGUCAAAGCAAUGUUGAUAUUUUCGUCAUAAUAUUUUUAUUAACUUUAAAAUAAUGCUAGGCAACUUAAAAGAUUUUAUUUCUGUCGUGCAAGAUGGGCUGGCUUCUAACAACAAUAUAAGACAAACUCUACAAGAAGUGCAGAAAGUGAAAAAUAUAUUCAAAGACAAGCAAAAGUUUGCUCACGAAAGCAAAGUUAAUUACGGAGCUGGGGGUGCUUUGUUAGAAAAAUAUCAAGAAGAUUGGGCUAAAAUACAUGAAAACGCUGAUAAUAAUGCUAAGGCAGCCGACGAAGUAGACAAAUUAAUCGUAGAGUUACACGAAGUGACUAAAAAACGGUUACAAAGUGCGAAUGAAUUGGCGCACAAUUUGUCUUUUAUUCCAAGUUUGACUGCCUCCGUGGCAGAGUGUAUGGAUAGUUUGAAGAAUGUGCAGGAGAUGCUGAAGUCGGUAGAGGAGGAGCUGGUGGAAUUUGAGGAUAUUGUCGAGAGAAGUAAAAUGGAGAAUUGGAAACUAGAUCACCAUUAUCAUUUGACUAUGUACAAGGAGAAGAAGAUGGUGGCAUUAGAAGAGGUUCGCAACAAACUAGCAAAGGAAAACAGUCAACUGAACUACGAGAGAGAGCGUCAACAACUGGCCGAGUUACAGUCCAGAAGAGAACAGAGUUCCAAUGCGUUCCAGCAAGACGUUGCCAAGUACUUAGCUAGCGGUACCAUCACAACAAGUCAGCCUUCGACUCCUAAGAUCACGCUCGAGCAAAUACAACUGGAUGAUGACCGCACAGAUUUGGAGAAAUUCCUCGAUAGUUGAUGUGAAGCUUGUUUCACGAUAUCAGAGCUUGUACAAUUAAGACUAAUGCAUUCUAUUUUAAUAUUCCAAAGUUAAUAUAAUAUUGUUGAGUAUUUUACCAAAGAUAA